Molecule: messenger RNA, 2603 nt
Organism: Sesamum indicum (sesame)
Lineage: Eukaryota; Viridiplantae; Streptophyta; Magnoliopsida; Lamiales; Pedaliaceae
Source: RefSeq, a predicted model, not a curated record
CCGUCACUCUAUAUGUACAACAAUUUUUGCAUUGACCCACUUCUUGGUUUUAGAGAGAGGAGAGAGAAAGAGAGGAAGAUGAUGAGUGUGGUGGGUUGAAGUUGAAGGAGAGCCCUUUGAUUUUUUAGAUGAGAUGAGAUGUGUAGUAGUGUGUUGUUAUCUUCGUUCCUUCCUCCUAGGUUUUGGUCUGAUCAUGGCUUGUCUUUCCCUUUUCUUGUUGGGGUUAUUAAGAGUACACUUCUGAGAAAGGCAAAAGAAGAAAUUUUUAAAAAAGAAAAAAAAGCAAAAGCAAGCCCCAUUUUUGCUUCCUUCUCCACCCACCAAUAUCUAUAUAUCCUCUCUCUCUCUCUCAAGAACCAUCUUCACCUCUCUCUUUCUCUCUCUCACACACACACACACAAGUUUCUUGUUUGAUUGGUUUUGAUUAAAAUUUUUGGUUAUUGGCUGAGUGUUUUAUGAUGAUGGGGGUUUGGAUCUUGACUGAUUGAUUUUGAAGAAGAAAGAGGGAUUGGAAGAAGAAGAAGAUCUGUGAGUAUAUACAUACAUAUAUAUAUAUAUAUAUGUAUUGUAUGGCUGGUGCAGGUGGAGUGACAUCUACUGGAUACUGCUAUUCUGAUGAUGCAUCUUCAACUGGAAACCCAAACAUCCAAACCCAUCUUUUGAGCCAGUUGCAAAGCUUUGAAUCCAACCCAGACAUCUACAACUUGACAACAAGCAUGGGAAUGAUAGGGUUUCCAUCAAAGAACAGUGUUUUGAUCAGCCCACAGAGUGAAAACACCUCAGUUUAUCAUCAAGACUCAACCAAUGGGACCCUCAUGGUGAAUUCAUCAGCCUGGAACCAUCAUCAUCAUCAUCACAUGAACAGAUUAUUGCUUGUUGAAGAUCAUGAUCAUCAAGAUCCUUCUUUGAGGUGUGCUGUUCUUGGAGAUCAUCAUCAUCAUGAGAGGCCAAGUCACGGCCUCUCACUCUCUCUCAGCUCAUCUAAUAAUCUCGGCCUGCAGUCUUUUGCACUUAGACUGAAUGAUGAUUUCAGGUUUGGGCCCUCAAGUUCCAGGUCUGUGAACACUGCCACUACUGCUCAGUUUCAGCCAAGAAACUCUAAGUAUUUGGGCCCUGCUCAGGAGCUUCUCACUGAGUUCUGCAAUCUUGGAAGUGAUAAAACCUCAAAGCUUAAGGUUCAGAAGUGCAGUGGAUUGGAAGAUGAUGAGAGUGAUGAUGUGAAGAAGCAGUCAUUUUACUCAUCAUUUGACUUGCUUGAGUUGCAGAAAAGAAAGACCAAGUUGCUCCAGAUGCUGGACGAGGUUGAUAGAAGGUACAAGCACUACCGUGAUCAGAUGAAGGCUGUGGUGCAAUCAUUUGAAUCGGUGGCUGGAAAUGGAUCGGCACAAGUGUAUUCCGCCAUGGCUUCCAGGGCCAUGUCCCGGCACUUCAAAUGCCUAAAAGAUGGAAUUUUGAGUCAAAUUAAGGCCAUAAAAAAGGCAAUGGGAGAGAAGGAUAGUGCUGCACCAGGCACAACCAAAGGGGAGACACCAAGACUACGAAUUCUUGAUCAAACACUAAGGCAACAAAGAGCAUUCCAGCAAAUGAGCAUGAUUGAAAACCCUCCAUGGAGACCCCAACGCGGCCUACCGGAGAGAUCGGUCUCCGUCCUCCGCUCUUGGCUCUUCGAGCACUUCCUCCACCCGUAUCCGAGUGAUGUAGAUAAACACAUUUUAGCCCGCCAAACAGGCCUCUCCAGAAGCCAGGUUUCCAACUGGUUCAUCAAUGCGAGAGUGAGGCUAUGGAAGCCCAUGGUGGAGGAGAUGUACUUGGAGGAUCUGAAGGAGGGAGAAGACAUGGGAGAAUUGGACGGCGCCGCCAAUCAUCAUGAAAAUGGCAAUCAAAAUCCUCCGCCGGGGAACGAUGAUCAGAAACCGACCCAAGAUCAACUGAUCAGAAUAGAUUCUGAUUACCUCUCUUCCAUAAUCAACAAUCCAGGGAAAAAUGAUCCAAAAGCACCGGAUAAAUCCCUCGGGAGUGAUCAUCAUCAUCACCACCAGGAAAGCUCUUUCAGUAGAGUUGGGGAGGAAUACGGUACUUCAAUGCAAUUUGACUUCUCAUCAUACAGCCAACAGGCCGGCGGCGCCACCGUAUCUUACGGAGGCGGAAGUGGUGUGUCUUUGACAUUGGGGUUGCAGCAGAACGGUGCAAGUGGCGGGGUGAGCUUAGCAUUCUCGCCGGCGACCCAGAGCUCUCUUUUCUACCCUAGAUCAUCAGACAACAUGGAAGAUUGCCAAACAGUUCAUCAGUACUCACUCUUGGACAGUGAAAACCAGAAUUUGCCGUACAGGAAUUUGAUGGGUGCACAGUUGCUUCAUGAUUUGGCUGGAUGAUUGCAAGAAUUCCCAACAAAAAAUGGAUCAUGUGGUGAAAAUUAAAAGCAGCAGUUUAUGUUUUUCUCUUUUGUUUUUUUUGUGGGUGAAGAUGAAUUUGCUGAUUGUGGUGUACAUAAAAUGUCUGAAAUUUGGUGUUAGGUAUACGAUGAAAGGCUUUUUGUUGCUCCAAUGGACGCUUAUUCUGCAAUUGCAAUACUAUUGGCCGAAUUUGGCCGCACUUGAACCAAA